Nestor notabilis (Kea) is the source of this 1899-nucleotide messenger RNA. It is a transcript of the gene PHACTR2, whose product is annotated as phosphatase and actin regulator 2. The transcript has 12 exons. Gene Ontology annotation, molecular function: actin binding. Gene Ontology annotation, biological process: actin cytoskeleton organization. The annotation marks the transcript as partial. The record is from RefSeq and is a predicted model, not a curated record. NCBI's taxonomy places the organism in Eukaryota, Metazoa, Chordata, Aves, Psittaciformes, Psittacidae.
UUGAUGGUUUGGAUAAGGCUUCAAUCGCUAACUCGGAUGGACCGGCCCCAGGAUCCCAAACUCCCCCUUUCAAGAGGAAGGGCAAACUCUCUACCAUUGGCAAAAUCUUUAAACCUUGGAAAUGGCGAAAGAAGAAGACUAGUGACAAAUUCAGAGAAACGUCAGCAGUGUUGGAAAGGAAGAUUUCGACAAGACAAAGCAGAGAGGAGCUGAUAAGAAGGGGAGUGCUGAAGGAAAUGCCAGAGCAAGAUGGUGAUGUAACGGUAAAUUUUGAAACUUCAAAUGGACACACCAUAGCUAUUGGUGAAGAAACUAUACAGGAAGAAAAUGUGCUAAAAGCCAGUGAAGAUAAUGGUACUUUAUCAGAGAAAGCAUCAGCAUCAGAAGGAAAAAAAGAAGAUCAAAAAGAGAGCACUGCUGAUCACUGCCCAGAAAUACCGGCAUCCCAUGCUCCACCACUACCCAAGCCUAAGCCUAAAUCUAAAAAAGCUCUGCUACCACCAAAAAAUGCUAUUGCUGCUUCCACCACUACCAGCCAUAAGAGUAACGAAGCACCUCAUGCUAAAAAAAAGGGAAAGGCUCCUGCUAAGCAGCCUCCUAUCCCACCACCCAAGCCAACAAGUCACAGUGCAAAUCGAGACACUGCUGGUUCCUCUCAUGUGAAAAAACCGCUAGUCUCCAAGUCCUCUUCAUCACCAUCUCCAUCCACAUCAUCUCAUCCUAAAGCCUCUAAGGAGACUUCCAGCAAAUCAAGCACAUCAGGGACUCCCAGGGGCAAGAAAAAAACUGGGAAACAUUCAGCCCCACGAACAGUGCCAGAUGGAGCUGCUUCUUCCCCCUCAGGUGCUACAGCCAACAGUUUGGAAGAAAAGGCAAAAAAACUCGAGCCUGAGCAACCUUCCAUACUAAUUUCAGUAACAGAGGAUGCAAAGCAAGCAAGCAAGCUUGUUGUCCCCCCUCCUCCCACCUCUGCCCCUCCUCCACCUCCACUUCCACCUCCUUUUCCUGCUGGCUCUGGUCAGCCCACUGUCUCUUCAGAUGCCCAGGAUGUGUCAGAUGGCUGCACAGCAGGGCCAGCUGUCCCCGGAUCAGAUACUAAUCCUCUCCAGACUGAGCAUGGCACAGAUGAGAACCAUGCCCUAGACAGUGGUCCAGAUGCUGGUGGAGGAGACACAAAGAGCUUGGCUACCAAAGAAGAUGAAGAAGGGGAGGCACCUGACCGGGCACAUUCUGAGCUGGUAGAGGAGGAGGCUUCUGACACUGCUGCUCCUCCUGAGAGUGAAAGUAGCAGAGAGAGCCACAGCAGCGACUCAGACUCUGAUGGGCCGAUAUUGUACACAGAUGAUGAUGAUGAUGAUGAUAAUGCAAGUGCUGAAAGCUCUUUGGCAAGUAAAAUUCGUCGUAGGGAUACUCUUGCUAUCAAACUUGGCAACAGACCAUCUAAGAAAGAAUUAGAAGACAAAAACAUCUUGCAGCGGACAUCUGAAGAGGAGAGGCAGGAAAUCAGACAUCAGAUUGGAACAAAGCUAGUGAGGAGACUUAGCCAGAGGCCUACAACUGAAGAGCUUGAGCAAAGGAAUAUCCUGAAACAGAAAAAUGAAGAGGAGGAACAGGAAGCCAAAAGAGAAAUAAAACGUAAACUCAGUAGAAAGCUCAGCCUGAGGCCUACAGUGGCUGAACUUCAAGCAAGAAGAAUCCUUCGAUUUAAUGAGUAUGUGGAGGUCACGGAUUCUCCGGAUUAUGACCGUCGUGCUGACAAGCCUUGGGCUAGGUUAACUCCCGCAGACAAGGCAGCAAUACGUAAAGAACUGAAUGAAUUUAAAAGCACAGAAAUGGAAGUACACGAGGAAAGUCGGCAAUUUACCAGGUUUCAUCGUCCAUAACUGUUUAACCACAUCC